This is a messenger RNA of Patella vulgata (common limpet), 1745 nucleotides long. Its product is annotated as G-protein coupled receptor GRL101. The record is from RefSeq and is a predicted model, not a curated record. Gene Ontology annotation, cellular component: membrane. Gene Ontology annotation, molecular function: G protein-coupled receptor activity. The transcript has 6 exons. Gene Ontology annotation, biological process: G protein-coupled receptor signaling pathway. Bases 123 to 1421 code for a protein of 432 amino acids. Lineage: Eukaryota; Metazoa; Mollusca; Gastropoda; Patellidae.
UUUUGGGGUUAUCCAAAUUAGAAAAUUUGUACACAGAUUAUUUUAUAUUUUGCUGUUUAAAACCAGAGUCAGUGAGAGAGUGUCUUCCCGAGGCAGGCGAAUUCUCUUCUUGUGACGAUUUGAUGCGGAGAGAAGAAUUGCGGGUUUUCAUGUGGAUUUUAGGACUAAUGGCUCUGUUUGGUAACUUUUUCGUCAUUCUGUAUCGAUUAAUAUAUGAUAGAGAUGGGUUCAAACGUGGUUAUGGUUUGUUUGUAACAAAUCUAGGCAUAUCUGAUUUCCUUAUGGGUAUUUAUAUGGCUAUCAUUGCUGGCGCCGAUAUAAUGUUCCGUGGGCGGUAUAUUUGGAAUGAUAAAUGGUGGAGGAACAGUCCAUAUUGUCAGUUUGCUGGGGCAUUGGCUACUAUAUCAAGUGAAGCGUCGGCACUUUUCCUUUGCUUGAUCACCCUAGAUCGUUAUUUGAUAAUCAGGUAUCCGUUUGGUCAAUUCAGGAUAAGCAGACUAGCGUCAUGGAUAGCAUCAUGCUGUAUUUGGUGUUUUGCCAUAAUUGCAGCCUUAGUUCCCAUUCUUCCUGGAACUGGAUUUACUGGAAGACUUUACAGUCGAACAGGAAUAUGCUUAGCGUUACCAUUAACAAGCGAACGUACACCAGGAUGGCAAUUUUCUACUGGAAUAUUUAUCUUCUUCAACUUCCUUACCUUUGCAUUAAUAUGUCUGGGUCAGCUCUUUAUGUACAGAGCUAUUGUUAAAUCAAGUUCAAUUGUACAAAACAAAGGAAGACGAUCCAGAGAUGUACAAGUUGCUAAAAAACUUUCCAUUAUCGUCAUCAGUAAUUUUAUCUGUUGGUUUCCUAUUUGUUGUAUGGGUUUAAUGGCACUUAAUGGUAUGGUAAUUAAUAGUGAAGUUUAUGCAUGGACAGCAGUAUUUAUAUUACCAGUUAAUUCAGCUUUAAACCCAUUUCUGUAUACUGUAACGUCAUUUAUUGGAAAUAGGAAAAUGAAGACGACAACUAGAGAUGAGAGCAAAGGAACGGAAACAGAAUCUACUGCUCUUUUACGAAAACUGCAGAUAUUGUGGGACAAUCCACACCUUAAUUUCGGAACAGUACGGUUAACUGAUCACUCGACACCUUUAAAAACUCUGUUGACAUCACCGCAGCUAACAUGUAAUGGAAUGCUGUGUAUUACAGAAAUGAUUUUGCGUGGGUUAUGUGCAGUUCAUAGUCAGCAACUAUCUGUGGCUAGUUUCACCGAAGAUGAUAUAUUGGUUGUAUUGGAGAAUGGGAAAAUAGUAAAUACCCAGCUUACUACCAAAAUAGUUCUACCAGAUCAAACAAGUCACAGCCAGCUAGAUGAUAUACACAGUUUAGGAAAGCUUGUGUCCAGAAUUUUAAGACUGUAUGCAGCAAACUGCCGUAAACCCUGACAUUAAUUUGUCACGAUUCAGUCCACGUUAACGUGUACUCAGAGUGAUAAUUUAACGUUUAAUUAUGAAAACAAAAUCCAAAUAUCAAUGGUAAAUAAUCUCCCGACUUAGAUUAAGUUAUAUUAAAGAGAGGCACAUCAAAGGACUUUUAGCAAAUAUUAUAGAUGACGUUGGCUUGUUUUCAUCACAUCCCGAUUAUUUCUUCUGCAGAGAAUGCCGAAUUAGCUUUGCUAGACAUCAUUCUGCAACGAUGGAGUGAUCCCCAAGUUGGUUCCCACAAGAGCCAGCUAGAGCUGAUGGUUGAGAGAGACUUAAUUUGGAAUA